CUCCCAGCCUGACUGGCAGGUUUAAAACCCACUGUGCACACAUCGAAGCAAGCUGCAGGUACCAUUGAAGGUCUGUAGACUUACAGAAGGCUCAGAAGCAUGGAAAGCCUCUGUGCAGCCAACACCACUUUUGCAGUGGACCUGUUAAGGAUGCUGUGUGAGAAGAAAAGUGGGCAGAACGUGUUCUUUUCGCCCUUUAGUAUUUCUUCUGCUUUGUCUAUGGUUUUGCUGGGUUCAAAAGGUAGCACAGAAGCCCAAAUAAGCAAGGUGCUUUCUCUGAGCAGCACCCAAGAUGCUCACAAUGGGUAUCAAUCCCUUCUCUCUGAAAUCAAUGAUCCGAACACCAAAUAUAUCCUCAGAACUGCGAACCGCCUCUAUGGAGAAAAGACCUUGGAGUUUCUCCCAUCUUUUAUAGAGUCGAGUCAGAAAUCCUACCAUGCUGGCCUGGAGCAGAUGGACUUCCUGCAUGCUUGGGAGGAUUCCAGGAGGCAAAUCAAUGGCUGGGUAGAGGAAAAGACUGAAGGUAAAAUUCAGAACCUGUUGGCUGAGGGGACUCUGAAUUCUUUCACCAGACUUGUGUUGGUGAAUGCCAUCUAUUUCAAAGGCAACUGGAAAGAGCAAUUCAAUAAAAAGAGUACCACAGAAUGGGAAUUCCGAAUUAAUAAGAAUGAGACCAGACCUGUGCAGAUGAUGUUCAAGGAGGCACAUUUUAACAUGACCUACAUUGGGGACUUCCAGACCAAAAUCCUUGAGCUCCCGUAUGUGGGUAAUGAGCUGAGCAUGAUCAUCCUGCUCCCUGAUUCAAUCCAGGAUGGAUCCACAGGCUUGGAAAAACUGGAAAGAGAACUCACAUAUGAGAAGCUAAUAGAUUGGAUCAAUCCAGAAAUGAUGGACUCUACAAAGGUGCGGGUGUCUUUACCCAGAUUUAAACUGGAAGAAAAUUAUGAUCUGAAACCCCUUCUGAGGAGCAUGGGAAUGCUGGAUGCAUUUGAUUCAGGGAAGGCAGACUUUUCAGGAAUUUCAUCUGGCAAUGACAGACUCCUCCUCUGCUUGCAUUUGGACCUUCAAGGAAGCAGGAAAGCUGUCGGUUCUGCUUUCAGCGGUGCGGGGAAAGCUGCUGUGCUAGGAAGCAUGGAAAGCCUCUGUGCAGCCAACACCACUUUUGCAGUGGACCUGUUAAGGAUGCUGUGUGAGAAGAAAAGUGGGCAGAACGUGUUCUUUUCGCCCUUUAGUAUUUCUUCUGCUUUGUCCAUGGUUUUGCUGGGUUCAAAAGGUAGCACAGAAGCCCAAAUAAGCAAGGUGCUUUCUCUGAGCAGCGUCAAGGAUGCUCACAAUGGGUAUCAAUUCCUUCUGUCCAAAAUUAAUGAUCCCAACAGCAAGUACAUCCUGAGAACUGCAAACCGGCUGUACGGAGAAAAGACCUUGGAGCUUCUUCCAUCUUUUACAGAGUUGAGCCAGAAAUCCUACCAUGCUGGCCUGGAGCAGAUGGACUUCCUGCAUGCUUGGGAGGAUUCCAGGAGGCAAAUCAAUGGCUGGGUAGAGGAAAAGACUGAAGGUAAAAUUCAGAACCUGUUGGCUGAGGGGAUUCUGAAUUCCUUGACCAGACUUGUGUUGGUGAAUGCCAUCUAUUUCAAAGGCAACUGGGAAGAGCAAUUUGAUAAACUGAGUACCAGUGAAAGGCCAUUCCGAAUUAAUAAGAAUGAGACCAGACCUGUGCAGAUGAUGUUCAAGACGGCACGUUUUAACAUGACCUACAUUGGGGACUUCCAGACCAAAAUCCUUGAGCUCCCGUAUGUGGGUAAUGAGCUGAGCAUGAUCAUCCUGCUCCCUGAUUCAAUCCAGGAUGGAUCCACAGGCUUGGAAAAACUGGAAAGAGAACUCACAUAUGAGAAGCUGAUGGUUUGGAUCAGUCCUAAAAUGAUGGAGUCUACAAACGUGCAGGUGUCUUUACCAAGAUUUAAAUUGGAAGAAGAUUACGAUCUUAAACCUAUUUUAAGAAGUAUGGGAAUGCUGGAUGCAUUUGAUUCAGGGAAGGCAGACUUUUCAGGAAUUUCAUCUGGCGACCAGCUGGUGCUCUCUGAAGUGGUUCACAAGUCCUUUGUGGAAGUCAAUGAAGAAGGUACAGAAGCAGCUGCUGCCACUGGGCUUGUGGCCGUUGCGUGCUGUGCAAUGAUAGUUCCUGAAUUCACUGCAGAUCAUCCCUUCCUCUUCUUCAUCCGGCACAACAAAACUCGCAGCAUUUUGUUCUGUGGUAGAUUUUGCUGUCCCUAA
This is a messenger RNA of Cyanistes caeruleus (blue tit), 2271 nucleotides long. The record is from RefSeq and is a predicted model, not a curated record. Lineage: Eukaryota; Metazoa; Chordata; Aves; Passeriformes; Paridae.